Messenger RNA from Prunus mume (Japanese apricot), 1288 nucleotides. Its product is annotated as vestitone reductase-like. The record is from RefSeq and is a predicted model, not a curated record. Lineage: Eukaryota; Viridiplantae; Streptophyta; Magnoliopsida; Rosales; Rosaceae. Gene Ontology annotation, molecular function: oxidoreductase activity, acting on the CH-OH group of donors, NAD or NADP as acceptor.
GUCACUGCAUGCCCACUCAGAAAGUUACUACACAAUAAAAGCUGACAAAGAGCCCUCACCAAAGAUAAGACUUCACUGUUUAUAUCUUGAGAUUGUAAUGAGCAAAUCAACCAGACUUGUGGAUUGAAGAAAACAGAGAGAUGGAGGGAGAGAAAGGAAGAGUGUGUGUAACAGGUGGUUCAGGGUUUAUAGGGUCUUGGCUGGUCAUGAGGCUCCUUGAUCAUGGCUACUCUGUCAACACCACUGUCAGAUCAGACCCAGAGAACAAGAAAGAUCUAAGCUUCCUCACAAGUCUACCAGGAGCAUCGGCACGGCUAAAAAUUUUCAAUGCGGAUCUCAGCAACCCAGAAAGUUUCAAUGCAGCCAUUGAAGGAUGCAUCGGAUUGUUCCAUGUUGCUACUCCAGUUGACUUCCAAGAUAAGGAACCUGAAGAAGUGGUGACCAAAAGAUCAAUUGAUGGAGCCCUUGGCAUUCUAAAGGCAUGCUUAAAUUCGAAAACUGUGAAACGAGUUGUAUACACCUCGAGUGCAUCUGCUGUCCAGUUGGGCAAGGAGGAGGAUGCAGAGCAACUGGAGAGCUUUUGGAGUGACAUAGAUUACAUUAAAGCUGUCAAGCCAUAUGGAGGCUCAUACAUGAUUUCAAAGACAUUAACUGAAAGGGCAGUUCUUGAAUUUUCAGAGAAAUAUGGAUUGGAUGUUGUGACAGUAAUUCCUUCUUUUGUUGUUGGCCCCUUCAUUUGUCCAAAGCUCCCCGGCUCUGUUCAAACCACUUUGUCUAUGGCCUUUGGUGACUUUGAUCAACUUAGCUUUAUUAUCAAUACAUCUGUGGUGCAUGUGGAUGAUGUUGCCGGAGCACACAUUUUCCUUUUUGAACAUCAUGAGGCAAAAGGGAGAUACAAUUGUUCUGCAGAUGUCAUAACACUUGUACAAAUAGCUGAAUUAAUCUCUGCAAAAUACCCGGAAGCUCGAAUACCGUCUGUAGAUGAUUUAAGUAGAGUUGAAGGUCCGAAAUUUUCUACUCUGUCAUCAAAGAAGCUAUUGGAUGCUGGUUUCAAAUUCAAGUAUGGGGUUGAUGAGAUGUUCAGUGAUGCAAUUCAAUGCUGCAGAGAAAAGCAUUAUCUGUAGUUCCUUCCUGGAACUGUGAGUCUUAUGCAUGAUUCUAUGGAAGUUUGAUACCGUAACAGAAAACCAAUCCCCUUUGUUGGAUGGGAAAAGGAACUUUGCAAGUUUGAUACCAAUAAAUGCGCAUUGUGUGCUAUAUUGAUUCCUGCAGAAAAAAGAAAACAAAA